This is a messenger RNA of Ostertagia ostertagi, 912 nucleotides long. NCBI's taxonomy places the organism in Eukaryota, Metazoa, Nematoda, Chromadorea, Rhabditida, Trichostrongylidae. The record is from the annotation of a GenBank genome assembly.
AUGGGAGCCGUUUUGUACUACAGCGUGCUGGGUACAUUCAUUUGCACCGGGAUUCUCCUCGGCACCACUUUUCUGAUUGUGCUCGAUAUUGUAGAUGAAAUCGGCGAGUUUCGUGACUUGGUCCAAGAGGAUCUCAAUCAGUUCAAGAGCUAUGCUGAUGACGCGUGGGUGGUAAUGAUGACUACGAAUCAAGCAGCGUCCGCCAAGCGCAACAGUGUCUUCUACGAGUCCAUUGUUCGUAUCAAAAGACAGGGAUCAUACACAGAAGGAGGUGGCAACGUCGCCAGUGGAGGAAAUGGGUGUCAAUGCGCAGCACAAGCAGCUUCAUGCCCUCGAGGCCCGCCUGGACCUCCUGGACAAGCAGGAAUACCAGGAGAGGAUGGCCAUAACGGAGAGCCUGGACGUACAGGCGGCGUUGGACAAGCUUACAUUGGGCUUCACCAACAGGGAUGCAUCCAGUGUCCAGCCGGUCCUCCCGGCCCACCUGGACCAAAUGGUGGACCUGGCCCAGCUGGAGCUCCAGGAAAUCCUGGACAAGAUGGAAGUGGUGGCGGAUCAGAAAUAAUGUCGCGUGGAAUUUUAGGAGCUCCUGGACCUGCUGGACCCCCAGGAGCACCAGGACAGAAUGGUAACCCCGGUGCACCAGGACAAGAUGGAAUACCUGGAGUACCAGGAACACGAACGAGUAACUAUCCUGGCCCAGCUGGUGCGCCAGGACCAGCAGGAGCACCCGGUGCACCUGGACAAAACGGUAGCAGCUAUGGAGCCGGGGCUCCUGGACCUGCAGGACCACCUGGGGCUCCCGGUAACCCUGGAGCAUCAGGAAGCCCGGGAACUCCCGGACAACCUGGUCUUAGUGGUGCUCCUGGAGCGGACGCCGCUUAUUGCCCUUGUCCACCAAGAAGUGGAUAG